Dracunculus medinensis (Guinea worm) is the source of this 1287-nucleotide messenger RNA. Lineage: Eukaryota; Metazoa; Nematoda; Chromadorea; Rhabditida; Dracunculidae. The record is from the annotation of a GenBank genome assembly.
AGUUUGACAUCAAAAAAUCCGUUCCGUCCAAUUCAUACGAGCAGUAUUUUUUUCGCAAAAAGAGAUUAUUAUGAAAUAUUAGGCCUCAAAAAUGAUGCCACUACUAAUGAUAUCAAGAAAGCCUAUUAUGAAUUGGCAAAAAAAUAUCACCCAGAUGUAAACAAAGAUCCUGGUGCAAGUGCUCGUUUUCAAGAAGUUUCUGAAGCCUAUGAGAUAUUAAGUGAUGAAACAAAACGCGCCCAGUAUGAUCAUUAUGGAUCUAGUUCAUUUUUCAAUCAGGGAGCUGGUAAUAAAACGGCGAAUGGAUGGCAUUACCAGUCUGCUACUGAUCCAGAAGAGCUGUUCAGGAAAAUAUUUGGUGAUCGGAAUCCUUUUGCUGAUUUUGCCAGUAGCUUUGGAAAAGAAUUUGCUGAAACUGACUAUGGUUUUGAAGCUUCGCAACAGCAUGUAAUGAAUCUCACAUUUGAAGAAGCAGCACGAGGGGUUACCAAAACAAUAUCAGCAAAUGUUGUUGAAGAUUGUAUGAUGUGCCAUGGUUCUGGAGUCCAGCCUGGUUAUAAAAAGGUUUCAUGCCCAUAUUGUAAUGGUACCGGUUUCGUGACACAGCGUAUGGGUGGUUUUUAUAUGCAAACCACAUGCAGUCGUUGUCGAGGAUCCGGCUCUUUUAAUAAAAAUCCAUGCCUUACUUGUGAGGGUCAUGGGCGUUCUGUUCAGCGGCGGUCCAUGCAGUUCACAGUUCCAGCGGGUGUCAGUGACGGCGAAACUGUCCGCGCAAAUCUGGGAAAUAAUACGAUCUAUAUCACUUUUAAAGUUGCAUCUUCAAAGCGAUUCAAACGAGAUAAAUUUGAUAUUCAUUGUGACGUUGAAAUUUCUUUAGCGCAGGCUGUAUUGGGUGGUACAGUUCAAGUACCUGGAAUAGAGGAAGAUACCUACAUACAAAUUCCACCUGGUACUAGUUCGCAUACAAAACUUCGACUCACAGGUAAAGGUAUAAAACGGCUGAACCAAACUGGUCGAGGUGAUCAAUACAUCAAUAUUAAAAUAAUAGUGCCCAAGAAUUUAAAUGAUAAGCAAAAAGCAUUAAUGCAAGCGUGGGCUGAAUUCGAAGACACUCCAGGAACUGUGAAUGGAAUCAAAUAUUCAGUUGAAGGAGCCGAAUUUGCGAAAUCGCCCAAGCGGGCUGAAUUUGUCAGUGAUGAAAAGUUUAUGAAAGAGAGAGAUCGUAAUAGAGGAGAAGAAGAAAAAGAAGGAUUGUUUAAUCGUAUUAAAAAAGCAAUUUUCGGUUGA